This is a messenger RNA of Zeugodacus cucurbitae (melon fly), 1879 nucleotides long. RefSeq names its product glyoxylate reductase/hydroxypyruvate reductase. The transcript has 2 exons. Gene Ontology annotation, molecular function: hydroxypyruvate reductase [NAD(P)H] activity; glyoxylate reductase (NADPH) activity; NAD binding. The record is from RefSeq and is a predicted model, not a curated record. Gene Ontology annotation, cellular component: cytosol. The coding region runs from base 95 to 1201 and encodes 368 amino acids. Lineage: Eukaryota; Metazoa; Arthropoda; Insecta; Diptera; Tephritidae.
UAAAAUUAGAUGUUUUCAUAACCGGCGCUACAGCUGAUUGGAGCCACAGCUGUUUAACUUUGAUAACAACAAGACAUAAAAAAUUUGCACUCCAAUGUCGUUAACUCCGCUGUUGUCACGAUCUAGUAUUCCCAUCCUACGUGUAACGUCACCGAAAUUCCUGUUUGCUGCAACAUCACAAUUACACAAAAAAUCACUUAACUCAGUACAAUAUUCAAGAAUGACCAGCGAAAUGAAAACUGUGUACGUCACUCGCCCGGACGUUGCUUCAGUGGGCAUAGAAUUAUUAAAGGCAGACUGUAACGUCAGCAGCUGGUCGCAACCUCUACCCGUUCCGCGUGAUGAACUUUUGCGACAAGUGGUUGGCAAAGACGCAAUCUACUGUGCAUUAACGGAUAAAAUAGAUGCAGAAGUUAUCGAACGAGCGGGUCCACAGCUAAAAUGUAUUUCAACUAUUUCCGUCGGUUACGAACACAUCGAUGUUGCCGAGUGUAAGAAGCGUGGCAUACGCGUUGGCUAUACACCAGACGUGCUUACAGAUGCAACAGCGGAGUUAACAGUUGCGCUCUUGCUUGCCACCAGCCGGCGCUUAUUCGAGGCAAGCAAAGAGGUGUAUAAUGGUGGUUGGAAAUCAUGGGCACCUAACUGGAUGUGUGGACAAGGUUUAAAGGGUGCUCGAGUUGGUCUCUUCGGGUUUGGACGUAUCGGACAGGAGAUUGCAGCACGAAUAGUUCCAUUUAAACCGUCCCUACUGACAUACACAGCGCGUACUGAACGUGCUGCCGAAGCGGCCAAAGUCAAUGCACAGCGUGUUAGUUUUGAUGAACUGUUAUGCGAAUCAGAUUUCAUAAUAGUCUGUUGCGCACUUACGCCGGAGACCAAGGAAAUCUUCAACGCAACCGCGUUUGAAAAAAUGAAACCGAACGCCAUUUUCAUUAAUACAGCUCGUGGUGGGGUUGUUGAUCAACCCGCGCUUUGUGCUGCUUUAAAAGAGCGUCGCAUUUUGGGUGCUGGAUUAGAUGUCACCACACCAGAACCACUACCACUCGAUGAACCGCUACUUAAAUUAGACAACGUUGUCAUAUUACCACACAUUGGCAGUGCCGAUGUUAAUACACGCACGGAAAUGUCACGCAUAACAGCUUUGAAUAUAUUGGCAGCUUUAAAAGGCGAAAAGAUGAUUGCCGAGGUAUCCGUUUGAGGAAUAGAAACAAAACACUUUUAUUAUGAAAUAAGCAAACAAUAUUACGAUUACAAGCUAUAAGCAUUUUCAAUUUUAAAAAAGUAUUUUCUAUUCUAUGUAUGUACUUGGAAUUAGAUGAAUGACAUGGUCAUCUAAUCUUCGCCCGGUGGCAAUGGUUGUGCAGCGGUGGGCUGAAUAGGUGUGUUAAUGCCACCAAGUGUUGGUAUAGCUGCUGGAAUUGGCGCUGGCACAGGUGCAAUAGGUACGGUGGAUAUAACUCCGAUUUCGGCGGGGUCCUCAACUUCUUUUUUGAUUUGAUCGACAGUGAUAUAACCGCCACUCUCAUCCUACAUGAAAAAAUUAUAAAUAAUGAAACCAAAUAUUAAUUAUUCAUUAACUUCUACAACAAAUACAACAUACAAGUUUGUAAACUUUAGCCACUACUCACCGCAAUGAAUACAUCGACCGUCUUUCCGGAUAUAAUAUCUAGCAAUUGAGGUGUAAUGCCGCUCAUUGGUUCCUCUUGAAUGCUCUGCGCGUAUUCGAAUAAUGGUUGUCUCAAGUCUGGGCAUUGUUCCAGAGCACUUACAAGUUGCUGAUGUGGCAAAUGCAAUAGUACAGGCAAAGAUUGUGGUUUCAGUCUUUGACAACAUUUAAGGAAACCUUCCCAAAUCACUUUUUGACGCCACACUUGUU